Messenger RNA from Parastagonospora nodorum SN15, 624 nucleotides. RefSeq lists its product as hypothetical. The record is from RefSeq and is a predicted model, not a curated record. Lineage: Eukaryota; Fungi; Ascomycota; Dothideomycetes; Pleosporales; Phaeosphaeriaceae. The coding region runs from base 1 to 624 and encodes 207 amino acids. The transcript has 3 exons.
AUGCAGUUCAAGAUGAUGAUGGAUGCAAAGAAGCGAAUCUUCCUCGGCAAGAUCAAUGCCUUCCACACAGAGCCACAGGGUCGAAAAUCGUACAUCACAUCGGAGCCGGAGCAGCACCAGCUCAUCCAAGACAUCGAGUCAGCAAUCACUGAGCUCUUCUACCGACCGCCCAAACUCAACCUCCCCUACAUACAGUCUAUUAUCGACGCGAUCAUCUCCUAUGUAUCUCACAACACUGCCCGCUUCACAAAGAUCCUGGCCACAUGCCGCGAAGCCGAAUUUACCGAUUUCGACAGCAUGGCGUCAACAUACUACACAUGCACACUCGAGAAGUCCAGCGUACCCGAGAUGGCUCAGCGCGCUUCUCGAUCCCGGCAUCUUCCGCGCGUCAUGCAAAACCUGCACGCAAACAGCAAGACUUGGCCGCGGUAUGAGUCUCGUGGUAUUCACGAGGCCGCUACGGAGCAUGCGAAGUCAGUGUACGAGGAGGAGUUGCAAGAGGUCACGCGAGGCCUUGACGAGAGGAUGCAAAGCGGACAAUUUGUCAACUCUACACGAGCGCAGAAGGAAUCCUGGAGGGUCGGAAAAGGACCGGGCGAUGGCACAGCUGACAUCAUUGCCUGA